AGCCAUUUGACCGUUAGACUCCAUUCUCUCAUAUACUCCUAAUUCUGAACAUUUGGGACUGCAGAGCAGCACCAUGCUCGAUCUGAGAAGCAUAGAAACCCUAGAAAAUGUCAAUACCAAAGAGAAUGACAAUGGUACAAACCAGAAGAUUUCGGAAUAUGAACGGUCUAGAGAACAGAGGAUCAAAGAGAAUCUUCAGAGAAUGCAAAAUCUUGGGAUUCUCGAUCUCUCUCUAAAAGUGAAGUCCCUUAAGCCCACUCCCAAAAUCACCAAACAUCGCAAAAUCCCUCAAACUCAAAGUCCCUCUCCUUUGCCUCCUUCCGGCCCCGUCCGCCGAUCAUCCAGGCUGCAGAAUGCAACCCCAGUUACCUACUCUGAAGUGCGUUUGACAAAGAAAGACAAAUCUCUGGAACUUGAGGAUGAGUUGCUUAGAGAACAGGGAGCAAAGCCUGAGAUUUAUACUGAGGAACAUGAGAAGUUGCUGGGAAACACUGAAAAGAGUUGGACAUUUUUUGUAGAUGGAUAUGGAAAAGACGGGAAGCGAAUUUAUGAUCCGGUCAGAGGGAAGACUUGUCAUCAAUGCAGGCAGAAAACUCUUGGCUAUCGUACACACUGCAGCCAAUGCAACAUGGUUCAAGGACAGUUUUGUGGAGAUUGUUUAUAUAUGAGAUACGGGGAGCAUGUGCUUGAAACACUGGAAAAUCCAAACUGGAUUUGCCCUGUUUGUCGUGGCAUUUGCAACUGCAGUUUGUGCCGGCAAGCAAAAGGGUGGCCUCCUACUGGGACACUUUACAGAAAGAUUUCAAGUCUUGGUUAUAAGUCAGUGGCACAUUAUCUUAUUCAAACUCAACGCUCAAAAACACAGUCGGAUGAGAAUGUGGGCACUAAUGUUCCAGUUUCUGCCAAGAGAUCACUCCCCUUUGCUGAUACCGAAGCAACACUAGCAGAGGAUGAUCUUUCUAAGUUUGAUGGUGGAUGUCAAGGGAUCAAUCCUCAGAGUGAAGAAAAUAGAACAGAUGUUAUACCAAAUGAUGAAAAAGUGGAGGUAACAUACUCGAAUACCGAACAGGGUGAGACUAAAGGGGCAGCACAAGUUGACAGGGAACAUGAUGAAAGUAAUAUGAAACCGAAAAUUCUGGAAUCACUGAGCAGCUCUCUUUACAAGUCCAACAAUAUGAAUAUAGAUGUAUUUAUACUAGAGCCCGAAAAUCACAAGAAAGAGGAAAUCUACAUCGUGGACAAUGAGGAUUUUCUUGCCCCAGAGCAUGAUCAGAGUAAUAUGAAACUGAAAAACCCCAACUCACUGAGCGAUUCUCCCUUUCCCAGCUCUAACAGUAAUGUGUCAAUGUCUGAACCUGAAAAACUCAAGAAAGGGGAUAUCACAUGCAUGGCGGACAACAAUAGUUUUCUUGCUGUGGAAACAAGUUCAAAAUCUAGAAAGAAGCGUGCUUGCACCACUGAACUAGCAUCUGAUAGUGUUGCUGGUAGGUUGAGGCAGAGGCGUAUGAUGAAAAAUGCAAAUGAGCUUGGGUUUGACCAGAUGGUGACGAUGCCAUGAGACCGAAAAUGCCAUGUAGGGCAUGAAAUUGGAGAUGCUUCCCUUCAUGUAAGAAUCUGGCUUUUGAUAAACUAGUAUACAUGAUUCUUCUGUAGUUAAAAGAGGCAUCUACCGAGGUAAUUUAAGUUCUUGUUUUGCUGUCAAUGCAAGUACAUUGGGCAUGUUACUUAAAAUUAUUUUGAUGUUGCAGCACUGAAUGUUCCUGUUUAGAUUUAUUAGAGCAUGUUUGGUUGGCUGAGCUUAAAACUUACUUUAGAAAAUAAGUUUUCUAGUAAGGCUGUCAAC
Molecule: messenger RNA, 1843 nt
Organism: Olea europaea var. sylvestris
Lineage: Eukaryota; Viridiplantae; Streptophyta; Magnoliopsida; Lamiales; Oleaceae
Exons: 5
Coding region: 74-1558 (494 amino acids)
Biological process (GO): regulation of DNA-templated transcription
Cellular component (GO): nucleus
Source: RefSeq, a predicted model, not a curated record